Molecule: messenger RNA, 1878 nt
Organism: Toxotes jaculatrix (banded archerfish)
Lineage: Eukaryota; Metazoa; Chordata; Actinopteri; Toxotidae
Product: TNFAIP3-interacting protein 1-like
Exons: 10
Coding region: 37-963 (308 amino acids)
Biological process (GO): cellular response to lipopolysaccharide; regulation of transcription by RNA polymerase II
Source: RefSeq, a predicted model, not a curated record
GAUCUGCACACGUGGAGGACGCCUCAGAUUUACACUAUGUCCCUGCGUGAAAACACAAUGGACAGACCACCUGUGGACAGAUCACAGACCAGUGAACCUGUUCCCACAGACAACAAACGAACCCACAGACUUUAUCCAUCGCUGCCCAAUAUAGACACGUAUGACUUUUGUGUCCUGGACUACUCCAUUGGUGAAAAGCUUCACACAGCCGCAGAGUUUCAUCCUGAGAGACAGCUGGAAGACACACAGUCAGAAGUGUCUGCUGCCAACAGUGAUGUCAGAAUGAAAGCACAGAUACUUAUCUUGGAGGAGCAAAAACAAGAGCUUAUUUCUAUUAAUGAGAAAUGGGCAAAAGAGUACCGAACCAUGGUGAGGUACUACAAAGAGAAGGUUCAGGAUUUAAAAGCAUUACUGCAGCAAAGCCGCAAUCACUUUGAAGAGGGGACGUGUGAGGAAGGAGAAAAGCACACCACAUUAUAUAAAAAACUCAAAUUCAAGACAAACAAAGACAGCAAAUCGACUGGUGAUGGUGAUGCAACCUCUGAGCUACUAAAAGUAGAAAAGGAGGCAAAAGAGCUGCGAGCGCAGAACGCAACUCUGACCCGGAGAGGGCAACACCAGCAAAAGGAGAUCAAACGACUGAAUGAGGCCCUAGAGGAGGCUCUUCUCACCACUAAACCUCAUGGAGAGAGCAGUGAAACACUACAGGAUCUGUGGAAACAUCAGGCUCAGGUCUACAAGGAAGACUUUUUGACAGAGCGGAAGGACAGAGAGAGGCUUAACGAGAAAUAUUUGGAGCUACAGAAUCGGUUCAGAAAAGUUCGCACUGAGCUGCAUGUCCUUAAAUCUCAGGUGACCUGGGCUCCGCCACCACAACCCGUGCUUGAAUGUGUCUGCACAAAUCGAGUCAAAUGUCCAGACUGUGAGGACCACAUGCGGUUACAAAGGACGAAGCACUCUUAACAACAAACUGUGAACUCAAUGGCCUCCUCACUCUUCAUGUGAUAAUAUUUUGCUGUACUUUAUGGAAGCAUCUCUUACAGUAUGAUGGCUGUAUCAGAGUUCAUCAUUCCUCAACACAGAGGAAGUGAGCCGUGUUCUGUUUCCUCCUUCACCGACUGUGUGCUGCAGGUCCAGCUUCGGGUGGUUUUCAGACCACCUCACCAGUCUGGACCCAUUUGGUGACCUAUUGUGGGGGAAAGAAAUAAAAAUUGCAAAUCUCUGUAUGCACGCUUCCCAGGAGGAGAAAAGCAGCAAAAAGCAGUAUAAGAUACUCUACCCAGUGAAUGCAUUGUUUUGCUAUGUAAGCCAUGCUGAAUUUCCUCAGUUCCUCCUCCUCUUGCGACACAGGUCCUGAGGGAGAUAUCAGUUAUUGCACAACUGAAACACUAUUGGCACGCAUGAUGUUUAUCAAUCAGAUGCAAAAAAAAAAAAAAAAAAUAUGACAGAUGUUCCUGUUUUCAGUAGUACCUGUAACCAUAGUGAGCCCAGUACAGAGGGAAGAUCCAAGAAAAAACAAAGCAUGGUCACAGUGGUCUGCUCUGACAAAACUGGGUCUUAUCUUACUGUGCGUCACAGGUGAAAGCUGAAACUGAUAGACGUACACCAGCAAACCUGCAUCUGUAAGGAGGAAACAUAUCAAAGUCAUGCGACUGCAGGAACUGUAUUGUUCUUCGGUCAUGUUGUUGCAGGUAUUCAUUCUGUAUUAGUUCAUUUGCACCUGAGGCCUGUCAGAGAGGAACGAUAGAGGUAAUCGAAGAAAAAGUAUAUAUGAACAUUUAUUUUGACAGUAUAUUUAUGAAUGUUUGAAGUGAUCUGUUGGUACAUAUUAUUCCUGUUUAUUGUUUAUUUAUCAUGUAUAUAAACCACUGAAUGGCA